UUCAUCCAUGCUUCCGCGCGCCCGCACCCUGACCAGGUUGAAGUCGCACGCAAUAAUAUUAGGGCAUUCCUUGAGGACUCGCAGGUAGCACUGAAAUGUAAGGAUCAGGUCCACAUUACCGAUGACGAGGGCGAACUCCACCAAGAUCGCUACCCACUGCGCACAUUGGCGCAGUUCCUUGACCCCCAAAUCGAUGAUAUCCUCGGUGCGCUGGAUGCGGUCAUGCUGGAAUGCAAUUCGAAUAAGUCUUUCUCGCCUUCUACGGACAACCCUCUGGUCGACGGCAAAACCGGGACUGUACACCAUGGUGACAGUUUCCAGGCCGUGGCC
Molecule: messenger RNA, 330 nt
Organism: Phanerochaete carnosa HHB-10118-sp
Lineage: Eukaryota; Fungi; Basidiomycota; Agaricomycetes; Polyporales; Phanerochaetaceae
Exons: 2
Molecular function (GO): ammonia-lyase activity
Source: RefSeq, a predicted model, not a curated record